CUAGUCUCUCUCAACUCUCCAAUUGGGAACCUUGAUCGUGUUUCCGAUGGCCGAGAGAUCACUCAAAAGCGAAGAAGAAGACGGUGAGACGAAGUGGAAGAAGAUAGUGAUAAGGGUGGUAUUUGGGGAGAGGACGAAGACAGAGAAGGGUAAUGAGAGAGCAAUGCUGCGUUGUCAAGCAGACGAAUGUGGGGUGGACUUGAGAAUGGCGAGCAAGUACCAGCAGAGGCACAAGGUUUGUGGCAGACAUUCUAAAGCUUCUGUGGUUUUGGUCUGUGGCAUUCGUCAGAGAUUCUGCCAACAGUGCAGUUUCAUGAAGUGUCGCAGUUCCAUGGCAACAAAAGGAGUUGUAGGGAUAGACUGGCAGGUCAUAACCAACGUCGAAGAAAAACCCACUCACGCAUUCCCUCAGUUUCAACCACUCAGCCUCAUUCAAAUCAUCAAUCUAUCCAAAUUUGUGGGCUAA
Molecule: messenger RNA, 466 nt
Organism: Prosopis cineraria
Lineage: Eukaryota; Viridiplantae; Streptophyta; Magnoliopsida; Fabales; Fabaceae
Product: squamosa promoter-binding-like protein 5
Exons: 2
Coding region: 47-466 (139 amino acids)
Cellular component (GO): nucleus
Molecular function (GO): DNA binding
Source: RefSeq, a predicted model, not a curated record